AUGCGAUGCGCGAGCAAGGCCGCCGAGAGCGCGUCCGCACGUCUUUGUGAGGACGCUGAAGCAGAAACCACAGCAACUGAUGUCUCAUCGGUUGCUGAAGCGACUCAGCCUGUGUCACCUGGUGAUGCAGGCGCUCGUCAUGAAGACACUCGUGUCUUCACAGAGUAUGAGCUCGGUGUAUCAUACUCUCCUGAUACGGAAGAUGGAUCUGUACCAACGGCGAUCGAAUCCAAGCCGCCUGCCAAGCGUGGCAUGGAUGAUGCUAUGAGUCGUAGCAUCUUUGGUUCAUCUGACGAAUCAGAUGACCAUCGCCGAAGCGAAGGCACUCGAGGUCGCGAGACUCGGGCGCUAACAGUGGUGUCGGUUCUCCAAUGGACACCACUUCGCAACAAGAAGGCAUGGAUGCCUCCUAAAUCUGUCAUGGAUCACUUGUCGGCGACGACGAGUGAUCGUUAUCGAACACGAUUGUUCGAUUCGUCAAGGAUCCAUCACCUUGACCCCAGUGCGAAAAACUGUCGCGCUGAACAUGAAUUCUUCAUCGAUGCUUUCUUUAAACAUCGAUGGUACAGUGGGAAUCACAAACGUGAUGGUCCCUCACUGCUUCAAGCGUGGAACGCUUACAUCCACAACCUUGAGGAUGUAGGUCGUGACGUUUGGAACGACAAACUCAUCAAAGCUCGUGAUAAAUUUAAGAAGAGAACCCCGACAGGUGCACGCUACAAGCUGCAUCGUCUGUCAAGGGAGAAAGGAUUACCCUGCCUCUCCUGGGGAGACUCGUGCCCAUGUUGUGUGAACAACUCUGCACGAGCACCUAAGGAGGAUUACCUCCCUAACAGCCCGUGGUGGCGCGUACGUAUCUCUAGUGAGAUGUACGAAGGGAUUGACAACCUGAAAUCCCUUUAUGACCGUGCCGGGAAGACUUUAUCCGGCGGUCCUUCUGCAGCACAGGAUGUGCCGCGUCGUACUGCUCAACCAGACCCAGUACGUCGAUCAUCAGUUGGGAGCGGGGAUCCCAAGAAUCCCAGGAUGGGGGAUAGCCGCGCCACCGGACGAGAUAAAUCGUCCGACGUCCGUUUACGUCGCGGUGGUACAACAGCUGCUCAACUAGAUAGCGCUGGCCACCGCGAGAGUCCUAUAAUGGAGGUGGAGGUGGAGGAAAGACGCUCUCCAUACGAUCAUGUGGGGAAGCGUGUGUUCCCAAGAGCUUCUUUGAUCGCGUAA
Molecule: messenger RNA, 1221 nt
Organism: Peronospora matthiolae
Lineage: Eukaryota; Oomycota; Peronosporomycetes; Peronosporales; Peronosporaceae
Source: the annotation of a GenBank genome assembly